AUGGCAUCCUUGGCCAACCUCAUGAUCCCACUUUUCUCGCUCACCCUCAUGCUCCUGCAUGCUCCUGCACCUGCGGUAUGCGACGACCUAGGUGCAGGCCUCUCUCCAGGCCAUCGCACACACAUUGUGCUGCUGAGGCCACCCGUCGAAGCCGGCAGCGAGGACGACCACCGCUGGUGGCAGGAUUCCUUCCUGCCAACGCCUCUCGCCGGCUCCUAUGAGCCACGCCUCAUCCAUACCUACACUGAGGUCUUCACGGGGUUUGCCGUGAGGCUCACCGAAGACGACCUUGCCGUGGUGUCCCAGAGGAAGGAGUUUCUGCGAGCGUUUCCAGACCAUCUCUGGCACCCCAGCACCACUCACACUCCGAAGUUCCUCGGACUGGAGAAAGAUGCCGGGCUGUGGAGGGACACCAACUAUGGCCAAGGAGUCAUAAUCGGGGUUCUGGACACCGGCAUAUACGCAGAGCAUCCUUCCUUUGAUGACAGCGGCAUCCCGCCACCCCCAUCAAAGUGGAAGGGCUCAUGCCAUGGCGCUGCACGCUGCAACAACAAAUUGAUAGGUGCCAAAUUCCGUAAUCCCAGAGCAUAUGAUUCCGGAGAUGACACGGGGCAUGGAACACAUACCUCGUCCACCGCAGCUGGGAACUUCGUCAGUCAUGCCUCAGCCCACGGCCUCGGCAGGGGCACAGUGCUCCACAUGCACACUUGGCCAUGUACAGGGUGUGCAUAA
Molecule: messenger RNA, 732 nt
Organism: Triticum turgidum subsp. durum (durum wheat)
Lineage: Eukaryota; Viridiplantae; Streptophyta; Magnoliopsida; Poales; Poaceae
Source: the annotation of a GenBank genome assembly